GGGGAGGGUACUUCGAUUCUUGUCCCACCGCGCAUGCCCCUUCGUCGGAAGAGCCGGAGCCGUACCCAGACAAUGGCAGAUCUUGGUGAAGCUGACCAAGCAGAGUUGCAGCGACUGGUGGCGGCCGAACAGCAGAAGGCGCAGUUCACUGCACAGGUGCAUCAUUUCAUGGAGCUAUGUUGGGAUAAAUGUGUGGAGAAGCCAGGGAAUCGCCUAGACUCUCGCACUGAAAAUUGUCUCUCUAGCUGUGUGGACCGUUUCAUUGACACUACUCUUGCCAUCACCAGUCGGUUUGCUCAGAUUGUACAGAAAGGAGGGCAGUAGGCCAUUCCCUGGGAGAAUGACAGAAGCAAUGGACUUGUUAUUGGGGACAUUAAAAGUGCCAGUAGGAGAAGGUUGUCAAUCCACUGUCAGGUCAACAUCAGGCUUUUAACAAGCCUUGUGGUGCUAAAAAGUAACAGGUCAAAUGUUCAAAAAGUGAAAUUUAUUUGGAAUCCAGAAAUUCCAGAUUGUAUCACAUUGGUUAUUCAAUAAAUGUGAAUUCUCCAACA
Choloepus didactylus (southern two-toed sloth) is the source of this 551-nucleotide messenger RNA. RefSeq names its product translocase of inner mitochondrial membrane 8 homolog B (gene TIMM8B). Bases 34 to 324 code for a protein of 96 amino acids. NCBI's taxonomy places the organism in Eukaryota, Metazoa, Chordata, Mammalia, Pilosa, Megalonychidae. The record is from RefSeq and is a predicted model, not a curated record. The transcript is spliced from 2 exons.